Molecule: messenger RNA, 1093 nt
Organism: Suillus discolor
Lineage: Eukaryota; Fungi; Basidiomycota; Agaricomycetes; Boletales; Suillaceae
Product: ribosome recycling factor domain-containing protein
Exons: 4
Coding region: 45-815 (256 amino acids)
Biological process (GO): translation
Cellular component (GO): mitochondrion
Molecular function (GO): ribosomal large subunit binding
Source: RefSeq, a predicted model, not a curated record
UGCAAAAAUUAGAUCCAAGUUUAAGAGUACCCUACAUACUAAUCAUGUCACUACCCGGUGCUGUGCGGCUUGCCACCUCCUGCUCACCAAGAGCUGUGUCCUGUCGCAGCCUUCAAUUUCUUCGCCCGACACAGAGCUUUGCACACAGUGGUAUCUCUCGGUCACCCAAAACAUCAUACAUCCGGCUUUACGCCUCGAGGUCGAAGGCGAAAUCCACUGCAGACCUAGUCCCGGGAUCUAAACAAGCUCUCACUUCUGAGGUUUCUCGUUUGGAAUAUGGAAAAUCCGAGGCGAAGAUGAGUGCCGCUGUCGAGUGGUACCGCAAAGAGGUAGCUGGCCUAGAGACUCGUGCAAGUGGUCGCGUCACCCCAGCCCUUCUCUCGCCAGUACGCGUAGAACUUCCAGGCAAAGGAAAAGACCUUGUGAAACUCGAGGAAGUGGCCACCAUUGGCGUUCGAGAUGGCUCAACCUUGAUUAUUACGGUGUUUGAGGAACAUAAUUUGAAAGCAGUGGAACAGGCCCUAUAUGCCGCAAAGCUACCAAAUAUUAUUCCUCAGAAGCAGGAUUCCAGGACAAUCAAGAUUCCCAUACCUAGGCCAACAGUCGAAGCCCGCAAUGCGUUGACUGCGACUGCUCAGCGAAUGGCAGAGGAUACCCGGGUACAACUUCGAAAAAUACAACAGGCUAGUGUCAAAAAAGGCGACUACAAAAAGCACUCAGUUGAGCUCGAAGAAUUUCAGAAACUUGCAGAUAAGAACUCUGCCGAAGUAGACAAGAUUCUUGCACAUAUGAAGAAAUCAACUGGGGGCCGGUAGGGUAUCCCUCCAUGGAGAGGCUGUACCCUAUCGACAUCUUUCAAGGCAUCAAGCUUCAGGCCUCACUAUCUGUGUCUAUCAUUAUCGGUGCAGAUACUAAUUCAAGGUUCAUGAUACAUGCGAAUAUUCCAUAUACGACAGGAAUUUUUCGACAUUACUAUAAGUGAAGCCGGGAAAGGCGACGGUAAGAAUAUCAACAACCACUGCACUGGGCCACUGCCUGAUGUACUAGUUGAUACAUUCGAAAGUGAUAAAUAAUAAUCAAGCUUGUCUGAUCC